GAAGGGAAAGAAAAAAAGAAAGAAAAGUGGGCAGAGUGGAUGAGCCCAGGGUUCAGAAGCCUUAUUCCACCACUAUCUUAUUGAGAGCCUGGAUGUCUCCGAAGACUCACUGCUCCCUUGUGUUAUUCAGCAGCGAUGCAGAGCAGUAUUACCCACUCUCUGACGAUGAGAGCAGCUCCUUCCAUUCUUCUGGGGACAUUGUGAGUCCGGAGCAGUUGAGCAGCCAGUUUGGCUCUGGCGAUGAGGUGGGGUAUUCCCUCUCCUACAAAGGUGCCCCGGGCACCACCACAGUCCGGAGGAAAAGACCCAAGGGCCGGGCCAGAGUUAAAAGUGAAGCAGCAGCCAGCAAGCAAAGGAGAAGCAGGCGGAUGAAAGCCAAUGAUCGAGAGAGGAACCGUAUGCACCACCUGAAUGAUGCCCUGGAUGCCCUGCGGGCAGUGCUGCCCAGCUUCCCAGAUGAUGCCAAGUUGACCAAGAUUGAGACACUGCGCUUUGCCCACAAUUACAUCUGGGCGCUGACAGAAACACUGCGGCUGGCAGAACAGGGGCGUGGGCAAUGUGCCAGUGGGUUGUCUGUGUCGGAGCUGGGCAGCACCCAGAGCCUUUACUCACCCUCAUCCCCUGACUGUGAUUCCCCGCACUCUCCCCAGAGAGGGCUCGUGUACCACCUGCUGGAGCCCAGUGCCUCCUUCAGUGAUCUCAUCUGACUGCGGCCCCAGCGGAGGCUUCCUGUGCUAUUGCUUGUCACUGCCUUGAGAAACUGAUUCUCCCCUCAUUCUCCAAUGCAACCCUCCAUUCCCUCCCCAGCAGAGCUGCAACCUUUGAUGAUACCCUGUCUCUCUAGUUUUUUUUUAAAAGGUCUUGAUCUGGGGACGUUAUGGUAAUAUCACUGGGUGAGUAAUGCCAAAGCCUCCCCCGCCAAACCCACACAUCCCUGGGCUAAUAUUCUAGGGAUGAGGGUUCAAUCCCCACUUUAGAAGGUGGUAAAACUUGUGUUCAAUAAAAGCCUGGAAUUAAAGUCUAUGUCUAAUGGUGACCAUGAAACUACAGUCAAUUAUUGUUAAAAAAAAAAUCACCAUCUGGUUCACUAAUGUCCUUCAGAGAAGGGGAUCUGCUGUCUUUAUCCAGUCUGGCCUGUGUGUGACUCCAGACCCACCGGCUGACUGUUAUCUGUCCUCUGGGCAGUUAGGAAUGGGCAAUAAAUACUGGCCCAGCCUGUUUCCAAUGACUGAAGAAUGAAGAUUACUCCUGGGACCAUCUCUAAACCUGCACUGUCUUCAAGCUGCACCAAUCUCGAUCAGCAAUGUGGAUCUAUUUGUCAAAGGGACUUUCCUUCAGGAUAAGAGGGCUGUGACAUUUUGGGACCAAGUUCAUCAACAAUGUUUGAUUCUGUGGCUCAUAGAAACCUAAUCAUGCUUCUUUUGCAUUUUCUACAAACUCUAGUAAAUUGUGCUUCUAUCUCUGA
Molecule: messenger RNA, 1465 nt
Organism: Stegostoma tigrinum
Lineage: Eukaryota; Metazoa; Chordata; Chondrichthyes; Orectolobiformes; Stegostomatidae
Product: neurogenin-3-like
Exons: 2
Coding region: 93-707 (204 amino acids)
Molecular function (GO): protein dimerization activity
Source: RefSeq, a predicted model, not a curated record